Molecule: messenger RNA, 1002 nt
Organism: Vavraia culicis subsp. floridensis
Lineage: Eukaryota; Fungi; Microsporidia; Pleistophoridae
Exons: 1
Source: RefSeq, a predicted model, not a curated record
CUUGGCAGUGAAUAAAUAUUUGGUGGUGCUGGUGUUGGAAAAGAAUAUAUUUUCUCCUCUCAUCAGCUUUCAUACCAAACAUAUUUUUACGAGGAUCUAUCAGUAGUUCUUCAGUAGCUGCAACGGUUUUGUAUGAUUUGUACGCAUAUGGUUGUUUUUCCUUGGUAUUUCGUGAUUGCACAGCACGAUACAUUCGCAGGAUGUAUUUGCUGUUCAUGAGAAGAACAUUUUUCCUUCAUACACAUCAAUAACGUACGUGGCAUAAAGUUCGUUGACUAACGUUUCUUUCCAUGUAACGGAGGGCAAAACAUAAAUUACGCUAUCAAUGAAACGUUAAUUGAUACUUUCAUCUGCCACACUGCUAGACAAACAAAUAACCCUCAUCAUUUUCUAGGACUAAGUAUGUCCGGUUGCAUUUGAAAUACACGAAAAGAACAAAUAAAUGAACAUUUCUUUCAUGAGAUGAUUCAAGCGCGCUAUGAUUGCGUUGCUCUAGAAUAAUAAGUAACUCUGAUUUGAAUUUUGAAUGCUCUAGUGCGGAGGAAUGCUUUGCCAUAUUUACGUUGCGGUAGCUCAACCAUCCCACCAACACAGAAGACUAAUAAAACAGUACGGAAAAAUGAUAGUAAAAUCGUAGAGCUGUACAAUUAUAUGAAGAUGAUCAAUUUGUAUACUUUUAAAGAUGGGUCAACGAUGUGCAAUACAGCAGUAUUCAUGUGUCGAUCAGUCGUAUCCCCGUAAUUGCACGAUUUCUCGUAUCAUAGCAACAAAACUGCUUCUUUGUACAAGUGUAGACAUUUUAUUGGUCAGUCACCAUGAUUUUGUUUUGAUCUGUCUUGGCAGUUCAAAUACUUUGAUUAGAGAAACAUAUUCACCGCUUCGUACGUGUUUCAUGAUCGUACAAAAAAAUGGCAGCAGAUAUGAAUAUCAAACUACGAUAUUUGGCAAUUUAUUGCUCUUUUUGAAACGUUUACGAUUGAUCACACCUACGAAAAAGAUCAU